Molecule: messenger RNA, 534 nt
Organism: Penicillium subrubescens
Lineage: Eukaryota; Fungi; Ascomycota; Eurotiomycetes; Eurotiales; Aspergillaceae
Exons: 2
Coding region: 1-534 (177 amino acids)
Source: RefSeq, a predicted model, not a curated record
AUGUCUGACAACAACUCUUCCACUCUGGGUUCCUACGUCAACCAGGCCACUGGCAUGGCCCAGCGCGCCUUUGGAGCAGUCACUGGCGACUCCUCCACUCAGGCCAAGGGCGAAAUCUCUCAGACCGAAGGCGAAAUCCAAAACGAAAACUCCCACACCACUGCUAAACUGGGCAACCUGACUGCGGACCCCAACACCGGCGCUGUCGCCAAGGACAACAGCAAGCGCGCCGACGGCUCCUGGGACCAGACCAUCGGCUCAGCCAAGGAAGCCAUCGGCAACGCGAUCGGCAACGAGAACCUGCGCCAGACUGGCGCCCAGCAGAACGCCGCGGGCAAGGAGCAGGAGGCUAAGGGACAGCUGAAGGAUUGGGGUGAGGGUAUCCAGGACCGUGCUCAGGGUCACCUUGGUGCGGUUGGUGCUGCUAUCACUGGUGAUCGUGAGGAGCAGAAGAAGUUUGAGGAUAUACAUGAUGAGGGCAAGGUGCGCCAGCGUGGUGCUGAGGCCGAUAUGGCUAAGCACCAGGGUGUUUAA